AAAUCUGAAUCAGUAUAACAACACUCCAUCUUCAAAACACUCCAAAAUUCAACAAACACCUGAAAUGAGAUGCCCCCACCCCACCCGCCACAUUUUCUUCACUUCAACAAUCUCAAUCUAACGCCAUAAACGCCCCCCCAAUUUGAUCCAAUUUCGCCAGAAAUGAAGCAAUUGCACAAGCAAUCCACCAGCUUCCGCAAAGACGAAGAGAUGCCCUUCUCCCAAACCCCUCCCUACUCCCCCAAAUCCCUCAAGCACCCGCGAUCUCUGCCCAGAUCGCUCAAUUACAUACUCAAGGAGCAGCGCCUCCUCUUCAUCCUCGUCGGAAUUCUGAUCGGCUCCACCUUCUUCAUCUUCCAGCCCUCCUUCUCGGCCCUCUCCCCGCCCGAUCCGCGCGGACGGAUUUCAGCUGGAGAACGCGAUUCCGUCGUCGGAUACCGCGAUCGCGCCGAUUUCUCCAAUAAUUAUGCGAAUCAUGCCGCUGGUGGUAAUUAUAAUAAGUUCGCGAAUGGGGUGGGCAGAGUGCCGGUGGGGAUUGGGAGGAAGAGGAAGAGGAUUGUCGUCACCGGUGGCGCCGGUUUCGUCGGGAGUCAUUUGGUGGAUAAGCUUGUCGCCAGAGGUGAUGAUGUGAUCGUCAUUGAUAAUUUCUUUACGGGCAGGAAGGAGAAUGUGGUUCAUUUGUUUGGGAAUCCGAGGUUUGAGCUCAUUAGGCAUGACGUUGUCGAGCCGAUUUUGCUGGAGGUGGAUCAGAUCUACCAUUUGGCGUGCCCUGCAUCGCCGGUGCAUUAUAAGUAUAACCCUGUCAAGACCAUCAAGACAAAUGUGAUGGGUACCCUUAAUAUGUUGGGUCUUGCAAAGAGGAUAGGUGCGAGGUUUCUGCUCACUAGUACAAGUGAGGUUUAUGGUGAUCCUCUUGAGCAUCCACAAAAGGAGACAUAUUGGGGACAUGUGAACCCAAUUGGUGUGAGGAGUUGCUAUGAUGAAGGGAAACGGACAGCUGAAACCUUAGCUAUGGACUAUCACAGAGGUGCUGGUGUUGAGGUGCGCAUUGCACGUAUUUUUAAUACAUAUGGGCCUCGGAUGUGUCUGGAUGAUGGCCGUGUUGUCAGCAACUUUGUUUCACAGGCUAUACGGAAACAACCAAUGACAGUCUAUGGGGAUGGGAAGCAAACAAGAAGCUUCCAAUUUGUAUCAGACUUGGUUGAUGGAUUGGUGGCUUUGAUGGAAGGUGAGCAUGUAGGUCCAUUCAAUUUGGGUAAUCCAGGAGAGUUUACCAUGUUAGAGCUAGCUGAGGUUGUGAAAGAAACCAUCGAUCCUAGUGCAUCCAUUGAAUUCAGACCAAACACUGCUGAUGAUCCGCACAAGAGGAAGCCAGAUAUAACCAAAGCAAAGGAUCUUCUUAACUGGGAGCCCAAAGUUUCAUUACGAGAUGGAUUGCCUCGAAUGGUUGAUGAUUUUAGAAACCGCAUCUUGAAUGAGGAUGAAGGAAAGGGAAACAAGUGAGAAUGGUAUGAUGUAUAGAACUGAACCACAUUGUGUUGAUAUUUACAUCGAUUUUCCACUGAGCAGCUCCAUAUUUAGCAAUAUGUCACGUUUUCCAUUACUUAUUUCUCAAUUUUGAAAUUUCUUGUAAUAUCUACUGGAAUUUUGAGUACCCCUGUUGCUUACCUCUCAUUUAUGUGGUGUAAAUGACUUCAAUACACUGAUUAUAUAGGAUAUAUUCUUUUGCAAUA
Molecule: messenger RNA, 1733 nt
Organism: Salvia hispanica
Lineage: Eukaryota; Viridiplantae; Streptophyta; Magnoliopsida; Lamiales; Lamiaceae
Source: RefSeq, a predicted model, not a curated record